Messenger RNA from Chara braunii, 3445 nucleotides. The record is from the annotation of a GenBank genome assembly. Lineage: Eukaryota; Viridiplantae; Streptophyta; Charophyceae; Charales; Characeae.
AGCGACGAAGUGGUGAAGAAACCGAGAGAGGUUCGAAGUGCCAGUUGGGACGGGCUGACCUGGAGCUUGAGGAGACGGUGUUGGAAGAAUGGGAAGCAAGAGGAGUGAAUCAUGGGGAAGAUAUGAUAGGUAUAGGGAAAAUGAUGGUAGAGGAUGGGAUACUGAAGAUGAGAGGCGGGAGAGGGGACGAGAGCCUGAGCGAAGGCAUGAUGAACGCCGUGGUUUUUCGGCUGAUGGAAGGGGUGAAGGGCCGCGACCAGUUAAAUGUUAUGAGUGUGGGGAGCUUGGGCAUUACAAGAGUCAGUGUCCCCGACUACAGGGGCGGUUCGGAGGAGGAGGGGGAAUUCUUAAUUUGAGUAGAGAGAUCGAGGAGUCGCUGAGCGCCGUGGGAAAGAUGGCUAAGCAAGUACUCGACAAACAACGUGAGGUUGAAGCUGGGAAACAGGAGGCUGAAGCGAAGUUGAAGAAGGAGGAGGAGGAGAAAGCGAAGAGGGAAGAGGAGGCAAGAGUGGCGCUGGAGAAGAAACAGGCAAAGGAAGAAAAGGAGAAGAAAAAGAACUGGGAGUUGAGAAAGCUCCUCGCCAAGCAGGCGGAGGAAUACGAGUUGAAGAUGGAGAAGCUAGUUGGGCUCAGUAAGAAGUUGAAAGGAGUGACAAUCGGAACUAAGGAGAGAGGAAAAAUGAAAAAAGUGUCGUCGAGUUCAGAAGAUGCCGAUGACGACGAAGCCGAAGAGGAGGCAACGCCGCUGAAGGACAAGAGGAAGCGUCGGGAUCCUACCGGAGGGGCGGUGAACAGCCCGCCUGUCGAAACGCCAAAGAAACAUGGGAAGCAGGAGGGGGUUGAUACCCCGACGAGUCAACGACGUAAAGGGAGAGGGAGACCGUCAAAAGCGGAUGCUCAAGCAGCGAGGAUGGAGAAAGGUGAAGACCCAUGGGAAGGGGUGCCUAUGGGAGAGAAGUUCGCAACCGAAGCUGCAUAUCGGAAGGUCGUGCGAAGGGCAAUUGGGUCGUUUUACCCAGAGACGCUCAAGCUGAUGUGUAAAGGCGCUGGUCUGCCGUUCUAUGGAGUUAAUGACGCCAUCGAUACUUUGACAGAACUACGGGUUACGAACUGCUACCGUGGUAAGAAGGCACCCAGUCAGUCCUCGAGCCGUACCACCGAAGACGAGCAGAUUAGGGGGGAGAUCCAGGAUCCCCAGGACCGGGCUGACUUGGAACCACUGGAAUCGAAAUUGAUAAGACGAUGGUGCCCCGGGCUGAAUGUGAACGGGUGGAAAGACGGGAGGAACAGGAAGAAGAAGAGGAGGAAGGGAAGGAAGGAGAGGAAGAAGAAAAAGAGGGAGUAUUUUGAUGAAGAGAAGGUGCUCAGGUUUUACGAUGAGAAGGGAAAAAGUUCGGGAAAAUUGUCUGAGUUAAUCAAGUCGAUUAAAGGUAAGAAGGAAAGAUCGAUCGUAUCUAGUGGAGGGAAGAUUUGGCUUGAAGAUUGGGGAGUGAUUAAAAGGGUGUUUGGGGAAUCCGACAUGCUGUUCCAGAACGCGAGAAGUAAGUUACGAAAUUCGAAACAUGACCUCGAACAAGGAGGAGAAGUCCGUUUCAUGAGAGUUCGGGAGCGCACUUCGGGGAACCCUGUGCUGAAAAAGCAGCUAUACCAGCUGCUGAAGUGUCCCUGGUCAAAGAAGAAGCUAGACGAUCUCCAGUUAGAUCAGCUUAUCGACUUGUACCAAGAAACCAAGUGCAUUACGAGGAAGUGUUCAAGGAAGAGCUUGAGAGAUACUAUAGAUAAAGUCUUGAAGAGGAAGUUUGGGGUGAAUCUGAGAAGGAGAGUUGUUGUGGGAGUGAAGUAUGAUGAUCGGAUCUCAAGGGCGGAAAUUAGGAAGUACCUGGUGAAGAAGAUUGGGGAACAGAGUCUGUUACCUGCCGAAGCUAAGCCGCGCUGUCAGAAGCUGCGGAUGGUCUGGAGAAAAAACCAAACUGUUGGAUGUCUUCUACACAACCAUAGGCGAUUCAGUCGCCUACUGGCUACGGUUUGCUCUUGUGCUGACCUACAGCUCCCUAGACAGGGAGAACACGUAGCUUUUCGCUUAAGCAGCAGGGGGGAGGUUGAUUCGAGAAUUCGGAACGCAAAGAACGUGGUUAGAGGGAUCGAUAGUUCCAAUGAGGAGAUUAAGUUGUGUACAGAAUUGAAUGAGGAAAUGAAGAAAGCGGGGUUGGAACCUACCUGGACGUUGCAUCAAGCCAGGAGUUGUAUUCAGAAGAGAAGGGGAAGUCAGGAUGGGCUGAUAGAUGAAGUCGAGAAAGUGAAACAAAAAUGGGAUGGAUUGGUGUUCUGUCAGUUGGAUAAGAAUCCUUCGGAGACCUUAGUUAUGUGCCCUGUGUUGUAUGAGGAAGCGAUGCGAACGAUGUUUUGGGAAAACAAGGCCUUCGACCCUGUCUGGAGGAGAGAAGAGGAGGUGAUGGUGAAGGCGAAGAAAGAAUUUGAGGAGAAAGGACUUACAACAGUAGGGAGUUGGAAUGGCAAAGGUUCAUGGGGGAAGGCUUAUGUACUGCCUAAACACAAGGACACCUCGAAGUUCCGGCCUAUCUCUCCUUCGUUCCCGAAGCCUGCACGGUUGGCGAAUCAGAGAGUGACGAGGGCAUUGAACCUCCUACUCUUCUCGCUGCCAAAGAACUGCAAUUUUAAUUUGAAGUCUACUAAUUUGAUGAAAUCGAGGUUAGAUGAUGUCAAUAAGUGGGCCUCAAAAAAGAAGAAAGGGGAAUUGAAGGGGGUCGCUUACGACAUUAAGGAAAUGUCUAGUAGGCUCCCGCAUGAUUCAGUGAGGAAGGCUAUCGAUUGCAUCCUAUCUGUCUUUGAGAGGAAAGGAAAGAAACAUUUGUUGGUGAGGACGAGAGGUAAAGGAGCCUCGUUUGGAGUGAAGAAAGGUGAGGAGGGAUGGGUGAAGAUCACCUUUGAGAUGAUUCGACAGAUGGUGGACUUUGAUCUCAGUAACGCAUUCAUAUGGGUCUCUGAUAGACUUAUUAGACGGAGGGAAGGUAUUCCGAUGGGGAAGUCAAGCAGUCCCCCCAUUGCGUGUAUUCUGUGUGCAUUCUACGAAUUCAAAUUUUUGAAUAGUUUGGGGAAGGAUGUGGGGCUUGUUAGGGGGAUUAGAUUGGUUGACGAUGUUUCCCUUUUUGUGUGGCAGGGUUGGGAUAAGAAAAAUCGUGGGAAGGUAGAUGAUAUCAUCAGUAGGUUUGAGAAAGCGUAUGACCCGAAGCUGGCAUUGAAGAAGACUGAUGAUGGGCAGAAUGAAUGGAGUUUCCUCGGUUGCAGAAUGAAGAUUGAGGUCGGGGUGGUGGUCAGUUGGUAUAGAGCGAAGAAUUUCAAGGAAAUCUAGGAUGACAGCGAUCAACUAGUCUACCGGUGUUUCCAGGACUUCUCAUCGUAUACCUGUAUGAAGCAGAAAAGGACG